Lontra canadensis (Northern American river otter) is the source of this 2360-nucleotide messenger RNA. RefSeq names its product WASP family member 2 (gene WASF2). Gene Ontology annotation, biological process: positive regulation of Arp2/3 complex-mediated actin nucleation; actin cytoskeleton organization. NCBI's taxonomy places the organism in Eukaryota, Metazoa, Chordata, Mammalia, Carnivora, Mustelidae. The coding region runs from base 253 to 1749 and encodes 498 amino acids. Gene Ontology annotation, cellular component: cytoskeleton. The record is from RefSeq and is a predicted model, not a curated record. Gene Ontology annotation, molecular function: protein kinase A regulatory subunit binding; actin binding; Arp2/3 complex binding. The transcript is spliced from 9 exons.
UAGUAGAUCAGAAUGUCCAUAACAAGGAGCAGUCUGUUCCAAAGGGUUCUACUCCCCCUUUGAGCCUGAAGGGCCUUUCUUUUUUUUUCCUUUUGGUCAGACAAUAUGUUGGUUCACUUUUAAGAUCUAUGAUAUUUAGCUUGGUUUAAGCAUUUUCUAUUCACAAUCAACUUUUUUUUGGUGAUGAGCUGGUGUUUUAAGAUUUGAUGUUGUUUUUCCAUCAUUCAGAGCAUUGCCUGAAGCAGGUCCACCAUGCCGUUAGUAACGAGGAACAUCGAGCCAAGGCACCUGUGCCGUCAGACGUUGCCUAGCGUUAGAAGCGAGCUGGAAUGCGUGACCAACAUCACCCUGGCAAAUGUCAUCCGACAGCUGGGCAGCCUGAGUAAAUAUGCAGAGGACAUUGUUGGAGAGCUCUUUACUCAGGCAAAUACCUUUGCCUCUCGGGUAAGUUCCCUUGCUGAGAGGGUCGACCGCCUACAAGUUAAAGUCACUCAGCUGGAUCCCAAGGAAGAAGAAGUGUCACUGCAAGGAAUCAACACCCGGAAGGCCUUCAGAAGCUCUACUAUUCAAGACCAGAAGCUUUUUGACAGAAACUCUCUCCCAGUACCUGUCUUGGAAACAUACAACACCUGUGAUACUCCUCCACCUCUAAACAAUCUGACCCCUUACAGGGACGAUGGGAAAGAGGCACUCAAAUUCUACACAGACCCUUCAUACUUCUUUGAUCUUUGGAAGGAGAAGAUGCUGCAGGACACCAAGGAUAUCAUGAAAGAGAAGAGAAAGCAUAGGAAAGAAAAGAAAGAUAAUCCAAAUAGAGGAAAUGUAAAUCCACGUAAAAUCAAGACACGGAAGGAAGAGUGGGAAAAGAUGAAGAUGGGACAGGAGUUUGUGGAAUCCAAAGAAAAGCUGGGGCCUUCUGGGUAUCCACCCACCUUGGUGUACCAGAAUGGCAGUAUUGGCUCUGUUGAAAAUGUGGACACAAACAGCUACCCACCACCACCGCUGUCAGAUUCCACUUCUCCACCUUCUCCUUCCUUCUCUGAGGACAGCUUGCCUCCCCCACCAGCAGAAUUCAGCUGCCCAGCAGACAGCAACCAAAGAGGGCCUGGCUUAGCUGGACCCAAAAGAUCCAGCGUGGUCAGCCCAAGCCACCCACCACCAGCUCCUCCUCUGGGCUCUCCACCUGGCUCCAAACCCGGGUUUGCUCCACCGCCUGCCCCUCCGCCUCCACCUCCAGUGAUGGGCGUUCCACCCCCGCCACCGCCUGGAGGAUUUGGGCCUCCAGGGACCCCACCACCACCUUCACCCUCAUCUUUCCCACCUCACCCCGAUUUUGCUGCCCCUCCGCCUCCUCCCCCACCGCCCACAGCUGACUACCCAACUCUGCCACCACCUCCCUUGCCCCAACCAGGAGGAGGUGCACCUCCCCCUCCCCCCCCUCCUCCUCCUCCGGGGCCCCCUCCUUUCCCUUCCAGUGGUGCAGAAGACCCGUCUGUUGCACCACCACCGAUUUCUGAUGCCACCAAGCCUAAGUCGUCCUUGCCACCUGUGAGUGAUGCCCGCAGCGACUUACUUUCAGCCAUACGUCAAGGCUUCCAGCUGCGCAGGGUUGAGGAGCAGCAGGAACAAGAGAAGCGUGAUGUUGUGGGCAACGACGUAGCCACCAUCUUGUCCCGUCGAAUUGCCGUGGAGUAUAGCGAUUCGGAAGAUGAUUCCUCUGAGUUUGAUGAGGACGACUGGUCGGAUUAACUCUUUCUGCCUGCUACCCACCUCUUUUUUCUUUCCUCCUGCUGCUUUCUUUGAUGCAUAUCCCAGCAGUCUAAUGCAGGGGGAAAGGGAGGAAAAAGAAUUUCAAGGGGCCAAAGUCUUCCCUGAAGCAACCAAAGAUAUAUCCAAGUGCUUCCUCCAAAUCAACGUAUAUUUUCCUAUCUCCCCACGGACAGGUCCCCAGAUUCAGUAGCUGAGAUGUUCCCUCUUCUCUUCAAGUAACUGUUACAUAUUGAGAGAAGGAAAUACUCCAAAGCAGAUCCCUUCGAUUGGGUUUAGAUUGGAGUUGAUAACUUCCCCUGAGAGCCAUUUUCAACUGUGGUCUCCUUCUAAAAUUCUUACCCUUCAAAUAAUACCAGCCAUCUUCUGGUCCUAAAGCCUGCCCCUUUAGGGGCAGCCCCUAUCCUUGCAGCCCCUUUCCCAUGCACCAAGAGGGCUGAGCAGGCCACAUGCCCUAGCAGCCAGACUGCCACCCCUUUCUGCCCUGGUCAGCAACAUGACCUUCCCUUUGCUAAGCCGUGUCUAUGUCUGGACGCCCUUUAUUCUAGGAGCCAUGAGGCCCUAAGGAGUGUCUCUCCCUUUGCCCAGAAAUG